AUGAAUGAAGCUAAUCCUACUGAUCGGCCCGCGUCGGGCCAAAUGCUUAGCACGCACGAGAAGCGACAAGCGGAUGUCAAUGCGCUUCGGGAAGCCGGCAACAAUAGUGCCGCAGCUGGCAACAUGCGCACAGCUUUGAACAUCUUUGAACAAGCGCUAGGACUCGCCCCGACCGACGCAGUGCUUUACGAGCUUAAAUCCCAGUGCCACUUGUCGCUGGAAGAGUACCUGGAGGCCGUGAAGGCAGCGAGAAAGGCGGUGGAAUUGGCUCCUCAUUGGAACGAAGCCGCUCUCACCUUGGGCCGCGCUCUCAUGUCUCUGGGAGAAGUCAGGUCGGCCGUGGAGGUAUUGAGCAGGUUGCUGGGCAAGGACGGUGGAAACGAGGAAGUGCGCGAGGAGCUAAUUUACGCCAAUGAGGCUUUGAUGGAGUUGCAGCGGCGGGAGGCGGACUUCGAUUUACAGUUGCAUGGUCGGGCGGGUCUGGAUAAGCGAGAGCUGGAGGUCGCCCGCGCAAAGAAACACAUGUUGUCGCGGGGCGCGAAUGUGUCGUCGGAUUGCUGGCUGGGGGGAUCCGAAGGCUCAGAAGGAGAGAAUGGGGACAGAGGGGAACGGGCGGGUGGGAUGGGCGGUGGGACGGAGGAAAUGCCAGGGAGUAAUUGGUGA
This is a messenger RNA of Nannochloropsis gaditana CCMP526, 663 nucleotides long. Its product is annotated as stress-inducible protein. The record is from RefSeq and is a predicted model, not a curated record. The transcript has a single exon. Bases 1 to 663 code for a protein of 220 amino acids. Gene Ontology annotation, molecular function: protein binding.